UGGUGAUCCGGAAUGGACCACGCCCAUCGGGCUGAGUGAGCGGAGGGCUGGGGGUCCAGGGGCCACGGGCGUGAAAUGUCACGUGCUGCGCCCGGGUUCGUGGUCCCUGGUCCUCCGCACCGUCCCGGAGCCGCGGGCCGAGCGUCCUCGCUCAGUCCGGGAGCGACGCUGCGCCGAGCGGCCGAACGCCCGAGAUGUGGAAGCUGAGCCGGAACCGGGUGCUUCUGGACGAGGCCCCCGAGGACGAGGACGGGCUGCGAGGGGCACCGCCGACUUCAGCUGCCGCCCCGGCGCCGGUGAGGGCACGCGUGGGGGCGCAGGGAGCAAGUCUCAGAGGUUGGAAAGAAGUAACUUCUCUGUUUAAUAAAGAUGAUGAGCAGCAUCUGAUCCAGACGUCCAAGUCUCCCAAGUCCAAAGGAAGUAAUCUCCGACUAAAAGAAGAGUUGAAGGCAGAGAAGAAAUCAGGAUUUUGGGACACUUUGGUUCUGAAACAGAAUGUCCAGCCUAAAAAACCAGACCAGAUCGAAGGUUGGGAGCCUCCCAUACUUACUGCUGAAGACAUGGCGGCUGACCCGGAGGGUGGUAGCAGUGGCUGCCCACCCUGGUCUGGCUGGGAGGAUGACACCAAGGAUUCUAGCAAGUACACCAGCCUGACCAACUCAGCCAGCAGCUCCCGCUGGAGCCUCCGGUCGGCAGGGAAACUGGUCAGCAUCCGGCGACAGAGCAAGGGCCACCUAACGGAUAACUUUGAGGAAGUGGAAUGAACCGAAGGCGCUUCACUGUGACAUCACAUUGCUUUUAGGGUUGGCCAAGCCUGGUGGCCUUCUGCUACUGCUCCAUUAACUUGUUGAGCCCUCUCAUAGCCAAGGAAAGGGAUCCGCAGAGUUGCUUGUGUUUUGUGCUCCAUGACCCACAUGCGCCAUGGCUUCCUGGUGGCAUCUGGUUGCCUUAUUGCAGAAGCAUCCACCCACCGGGUGCUGGUAUGUUGAAAGGACAUGGGCGUUGCACACCCUGUCCUGUGAGACAGAAUAGUGACUUGCAGGCUCCCCUGAGUUUCAUGCCAACCUCAGUCACGUGUUCUCUUAGAGCCUCCUCAUCUUGUCCAUGCAUGUGACAUGAGUGCGAACAUGGCCUCUGUGGUACCUUCUUCCUUUACCAGAAUACAAGAAGCCUCUUCCAAAGUUACAGUAAUUCAGUUUAACAACAGGUUCGUUUUUUUUCCCUUAUGAAGAUAAAAACAAAACAAAAUCUAGAUGCUGGAAGUGACUGAGGUGAUUUGAAGUAGACUGUCAGGGCAUUUUGAGUGACCCAUCUGCUGCUGAGGAGGCGUGGCCUCCACUGUGAGCUUGGGUGGCAACAGGUUCUGUUCUCUUAAUGGAAUUUCAUCUUUACUUUUGAACUUUUAAAUACCAAUCUUUUUAUUUUUUUAAGUUGAUCUUAAACUCAAAGAAGAAAUACUAUGAAUCUUAGUCACCCAAAAAUCUUAGCUUUGCUCAGAAAACCUCAAGUCUGCUCAUUGUAGAGUUAAAACUGUAUAUAAGACACUGAAGUGCCUCUUUCCUAUUCUCAGAUGUUUAGUUUUUCACGAUGAGAUACUUUUAUGACUGACGUUAAAUCUAUAAGACUAGCUCUGCGUGUCUCACACUGUUGACCGUCCGCUGUGGUUCUGUGCAUUGGCCGGGUGGGUUCUCUGUCAGCAGCAGGUGGCACACAUGGUUUUGUUUUUCAGUCACAGUGCUUUGACAGAGGAGGUGUGUUUCUCUUUGUUUUGGGUAAAAACUAACAGCCUCCAGUCAUGCUGUCCCCGAGUUUCUCCAUGUGAGCAAUGUGCUGCUUCAUGUACCUGGAUGUCCUACGUAAUGUUCUGUGGCCUGCUACCUAUGUCAUGUCAAGAGCGUCUGUCUCUUUAACAAGUUCACUAGAUCUGUCAUCUACAGCACCAUGUCUGUCCACCAGCUAGCCAGCCAGCCACCUGUCUCCAUCCACCUGCCCACCCAUCAACCGAGCUGUUAAUCUUUUUAAAAUAGAAUACGUUUACUUAAUGAGUUUUGAGAGGGCUUUACACAGUGUUCAAAUUUAAAGAAAAAAUGUUAGCACCUGGACAUUGUGAAAUUAUGGAGAUUUUGAUUCCUAAUACAAAGCGUAUAAUUUUUACUGUAAUGUGAGUUAGAAAAUCCUUAAGUCUUCUCAGGUAAACAGUUGAGUGCAUGGGCUCUGACUCUCUUGUCUUCAAAAGAGGUGACUGCAGGAUAGGACAAAAGAGCAGGCUCGUGCCGAUGCCCCUGACAGGACCCAUUGGUCUGUCCGACUGACUGCCUGUGGCACAGGAAUACAAAGCCUCGAGAAUGUAGGGAGUGAGCUCUUGGACACACAGCCUCUGUCUUCACUGGGCCUGUGUUGAGUGCUAAGUGCCUGUAGCUCACCAUGCCCGUGGGCCUGAAUGCAGUGAUGCGUGUUGGCACAGGGAACUUUACACUGUCGCCUCUCAGAAGGUGAAGAUGCACUGUACACCAGACUGUUUUUUUUUUAAUAUAGAAAGAUGAACUAAAAUUAAUUUUUCUUCUGUUGUAUCCAAUUAAAAUAUCUUGUGUUUGA
This is a messenger RNA of Mesocricetus auratus (golden hamster), 2595 nucleotides long. RefSeq names its product testis development related protein (gene Tdrp). Gene Ontology annotation, cellular component: nucleus; cytosol. Bases 195 to 764 code for a protein of 189 amino acids. The transcript has 4 exons. Lineage: Eukaryota; Metazoa; Chordata; Mammalia; Rodentia; Cricetidae. The record is from RefSeq and is a predicted model, not a curated record. Gene Ontology annotation, biological process: spermatogenesis.